GGUAGUACUAUUUUUUUUCCUUGUAUUUUUUAUUUCUCUUGUUUUUAUUUUUUCACGCUGCGGUAUAUAAAUAGCGUGUAUCAGGAAUUAAAUUCUUACCCCGGAGAAUUCUGAUCUCACUAAUCGGGUGAACAACCAUAAAAAAGCGUGGUGAGACCGGUCCACCGGGAAUUUCCAGAAAUCGAAGGUCGUUCCCCAAAGACUGGGCGACAAUUCUGUGACGGCGUUGAUUUGGUUCACAAGGCGGAAGCGUACAAACGAGAGAAAAAAAAGAGGUGAGAAGGAGAAAGAGAGAGCAAGGGCAAGGUUACGGUAAUAGGCGCCAAGCCGCGAGACCGGGGAAACGAACUCGCCGCGAACGGCCACGAUAGGACGUUGCCCUUUGCAGAGAUUGGUGACUAUAGAUGUGCGCACACCUACGUACACAUGUACGUAUGUACCUGCCCACCGCCGUGUGAUAACUAUUACGCUCUGUCUUUGGCAUCAUCGCGUUCCCUUCUUUUCGCUUCCUCCUCUCUCUCUUUCUUUUUGAAUAAAACUGGUUAUCGCCGCGAGGGACAUUCAACGCGCGAUUGAUAUGUUGUUGACGAGGUACAGAAGUCUUCGGCGAUCUCACCGUGUCGCCAUCCUCGAGUAUCUUUAAUGCUAUUAAUACUAUCACUUUUUUCUCCUCCGAUUCUCUCUGGCAAUUCGCAAUCCGAAUGUAAUAAGGAACGCUUGAGGAAUAUCACUAAUCGUUUCCAGCGUCAUGCAUUUUCUCUCAGCUUUGGAGAAAAAUUCAAUUAGCAAGAUGAAUAAUUCUCAAAUUAUAAGUGACUGAAAAUUAAAGAAAAUGAAACCUUAUUAUCUUUAACAUCACAUAAAUAAAUCUUUUGUUCAAUUUAAAUUAAAAAUUUGGUUUAUUUUGAAUUUUGAAUAAUGUAUAUUCAAAAUUCAAUUUGAAUUGAGGAACUGUGAAAAGAUAUUAUUAUCAUCCUUGGAAACUUAUUAUAUAAGAAAAAUACGAUAACUUUUAACAUAAAAUACCUUCUUGAAUGUACCAUCGACAAAAGUAGGCUUGUAAAACUGAGUAUUUGUUUUCGGAUUUACUUAAGUUCGAGCGAAUAUCUUCUCCAAUCUUCGCAUAAAUUAUAGAAGUUUUACAGCGUAUCAACAAGCGCCUUGGCGAUGUAUGUGCCGUUAGCGGCAGGUUGCCGUCAGUCCGCCGAGGUUCUUGAACUUUUCCGGGGAUCCGUUUCUAGAACCGACCGAAGGAAGGCCGCAGGUUCGGAUCGCCCAGGUGGGGAUCGGGAUCGUCCUCUGGUACGAGACAUCGCCCGGUCAUCACACCUCGAGCAUCCUCCGUGUUGUCCAGACCACGUCCUACGUUCUCAAAGUUGUUUCGUCUGCUUUCGUCGGUAUCUUGCGGUACCGACACCGGUCCAAUCGCGUUCCCGCGAUCAUCUUGUUAAAAUUCGCAAAAAGUGGUCGAUCCGAGUUCAUCGACUAGGAAGUAACUUGGAGCAAAUUCACGACUGGAGCCGAACAGGAAGCAUCUCACAGUUUCCGAAAUUAUCGAGUAGAGAACUAUAAUUAAGAAAAUAGAGUUGAAGACAGCAAACUUUACUAGUAGAAAACGGAUCAAGAUUAAGUAAAGAGUGAACCUGAAAAGUUCACAAGUUGCUGUCGAGUAGAAGGCAACUCGACAAGUAGCCGCUCAUCAAUGUUAUCAAUCAACAUGCGCGUAUUCAAGACUGUGUUGGUCAUCGCGUUCUUCGGCGUAAGCGUUCAAUGUUUACCUGUCACUGACAGCAAGCCGACCGAAUCUAAGAUCGAGUCUCAAACUGAGUCCAAGAUCGAAUCCCUGACUGAGUCCAAGAUUGAAUCUCAGACUGAGUCGAAGAUCGAGUCUCAGACUGAGGUCAAGCCCGAAAUCAUUUCGGAAGAGUCAUCACAGGAGCCAGCUAUAACUACGGUCGCGCCGAUACCCACAUAUUCCGACGCCAUCGAUUACUACGAUCAGCGGCAGAACGGCACCGAGAAUUACCGCAUUCACGUAGAUGGUCUUGCUUUCGUAAUCGCGCCAAUCGAGGCAUUGCUCCUGGCUGGCGCCGCUGGUGGUACCUCAGAGUCUAAUUUAUCGCUCUCCAGCCUAGGUAUAUCCCCGACUCAAUCCAUCAGCGAGUUGGAUAAACCCGCCAGUGACAUCAUCCACAAUAAAACUGAAUCAGCAAUUUCGAAGACAAUACACAAACAACCAGCUGUACGGUUGGCGAAUUUCUUGGCGCCCUUUAUACGUAGCAUACGUCAUGUGCGAGGCAUGAGCGUGCAUUAAAACGACUCCCUGAUGCAAUUCCAAUACUGCCUAUAGCAUAAGAAAACGGGAUAGGAUAUCUGCAUCUACAGGGAUGAUGGACGAGUAUUCGUAGAAUGUAACGUAUAUAGUAGAUGACCGACUCAAUGUCGUACCACGCAUUUAUAUAGUGUCUAAAUAUCAAUAAAAGGACGCGCUAAUAUUAGCGUUAUUCGGCGCACGCAUUUCUCUGUAACUUAAAAGAUGGCUUUUAAAAUACAUGAAAUUACAGAAAUAACGAUUUCACUAACCUUAUCCGCACAAUGUAACAGGCAAUUGUGUUUCAGUAUAUUUCCACAUAUGUAUUUACAUGUUAAACGAGCUAAAUGCAUUAUUUGCUUUGUUAUUAGCCAUAAUUUCGUUUUGAUUUAGCGUCACAGUACACACUUACUUCUCAUAUGCUUGUAAACCAAUCGUAAUGUUAGUCGCGAUUUCUUAUAUUGACACUCGCAUUUACGUGAUAUAAUCUGCUUUAAUUACAUGUAAAAUAUUUUAUAUAUAAUAUAAUAUAAUAUAAUAUAAUAUAAUAUAAUUAUAUAUAUUUGUGUCUUUCUUAAGAUAUGAAAAUUUAUUGGAUUAAACAUUAAAAUACAUAUGUGUUGUUGUUUGGUGUAUCAUCACAAUGUUUCUAUGUUUAAAAUUAUGUUCAAGUUAAAGCAAAGUUCCAUUUUGAUAAAGGAAACCUCGUUUAUAUUACUGUUGAUAAUAAAUCUCAACUUUCUCUGAGAUUUAUUAUAAACAAAUCCUAUCGAUAUUAACGUAUAUAUAUUCAUAAAAGAAAUAAAUUACGUACACAAACACACAAAAAUAAUUGCAAAAUGUUUUGUUCUAGUCCUUACCUAUUGAAAAACUCAAUUUUUAUAUCUAUGAGAUUUAUCAUAAAAUAUUUCACUAUCUUCUUGGAUGUCACAAAUUGAUUAUGGUAAUAUAAGUAUUGCAUGAUCGAAGACAUGAAAAGAUAUUGGAAAUUCUAUUCCUUCAUUUUAUAUGAUAAUACCUUGCACCCGUAUUUUCUAUUAAAUACUAUUAUUUAAUAUGUACCCUGUCUAUUUCGAAUGAAAGGUGUACUUAAAAACAAUCUUUUAUUUAUAAAUCUAAUAAUUUCACACGUUAUCAAGAAUUGUUUUAUAUACUGAAUAAAAAAUUCUACUAUCAAUUCAGUGAAUAAUCAGUAUUCGACAAUAUAUUCAGGAAUAACGAAUAAUGAUUUACAAUUCUGUAUUUUCAAAAAAAUAUAUCAGCGUAUUACAUAAUGUAUUCAAAUAUAUGUUAAAUAUAUAAUAUUUAGAUAUAGAUAAAUAUAAUUUAGGCAUAUAAAACAUAUAUUUUAUAUACGCUAAUACAUUUACAAAUAUGUAUAUAUUUAAAAUCGUUAUUCAUUACUCGUGAAAGUAUUUUGCUCAAUACUGGUGAAAAAAAUACAAAGCAAAAUCAGCAAUAUUAAAUAUCUUUUGAUAUCUUUCUACAUGCUACGCUAGUCAGCCAUAAUUGAUUGCAAUGUUAACCAGAAUCAUUUAUUCAUUAAAUAGUCAUGUUCUUAGUACAAUUAUUUUAGAAACAGCGACGAGCCUGUAUUCAUUCAAAUUUGUUUCUUCGCAAUCUCGACGUAUAACAUCAUACUAAUAUACACAUGUACAAUACUAUAUUCAGCCUGAAAUUAUCAUUACAAAGCGCACAAAAAAUACGCAGUCAUAAAAAAA
Monomorium pharaonis (pharaoh ant) is the source of this 4032-nucleotide messenger RNA. RefSeq lists its product as uncharacterized. The transcript is spliced from 3 exons. NCBI's taxonomy places the organism in Eukaryota, Metazoa, Arthropoda, Insecta, Hymenoptera, Formicidae. Bases 1703 to 2314 code for a protein of 203 amino acids. The record is from RefSeq and is a predicted model, not a curated record.